Molecule: messenger RNA, 1038 nt
Organism: Egretta garzetta (little egret)
Lineage: Eukaryota; Metazoa; Chordata; Aves; Pelecaniformes; Ardeidae
Gene: METTL24
Product: methyltransferase like 24
Exons: 5
Coding region: 1-1038 (345 amino acids)
Source: RefSeq, a predicted model, not a curated record
AUGGAGCAGAUCCUCCUGAAAGAUAUGUCAAAACAUAUGGAAGACAGGGAGGUGGUUAAGGACAGCCAACGUGGCUUUACCAAGGGCAAGUUGUGCCUGACUAAUCUAGUGGCCUUGUACGAUGGAGUGACUGCAUCAGUGGGCAAGGGAAGAGCCAUAUGUGUCAUCUACCUGGACUUCUACAAGGCCAUUGAUACAACUCCCCACAACAUUCUUACCUCUGAAGUGGAGAGAGAUGGGUUUGAUGGAUGGACUACUGUAAGAUGGCACAUUGAACUACAACCAUGGGCAAGUCCAACUCCUUCCCUCAACUACGAGGCCCUGAGGUUCCUGAAGUACAUUAGCACUUCUCAGAUUUCAUGUGAGCACAUGAACCUGAACAGCCUGAGAGGGUACUCUGAAACCGCAAAGAAGCCCUGGUCGAUCUGUCUUGAUGAGAGAUUUAGCCUCAUUCAUCGAAUCAGAAGCAAGCAAUGCCGUCUCUAUUCCCUUGGGCUAGGCAAUGAUGACAACCAGUUUGAGAUCAGCAUGGCCAACAGUGGAUGUGAAGUGCAUCGCUUUGACCCCAGCAUCAAGUCAGCACACAUUCAGGAGGGUCGACACCUCUGGUAUCAUCGCCUGUCCAUUGACUGGAGGGAUCCCAAUCCAGCCAUAGCUGCUCAUAAACUUCACAGCAACACCAAGAAGCUGGGCACGAUAUUGAAUGAAUUUGGACAUCAGAAGAUUGAUGUCCUCAAGGCAGAUGUGGAGAGCGCCGAGUGGAAAAUUUUGGAAAACCUGAUCCUGGAAGAUGUUGUUGAGCAGAUAGGACAGCUGGUCUUUGAGGUGCACAUCCACUGGCCUGGGUUUGAGGUCAGCGGCAAUGACAGCACCGUGGUGCGGUACUGGUACAGCCUGCUCCGAGAACUGGAGCUGAAGGACUUCAGGCUUUUCCAUACCUACAAAGACUUAUCAAAACCACAGAUGUUUCUGAAAAAGGAAGCCUUCAACGCCAGUAGCUGCUACACACUGAGCUGGGUAAAUACAAGAUGGAAAUAG